AUGGAUUCUUUAUUAAGAGAAAAUGAUGUUACUCCAAACAAGGAGCUUGCAAUUGAAGCAUUAAACCUAAAUUAUAGCUUUGGGGGACCACUAAUUCUUCAAAAUUUGCAUUUGGAGUUACAUAAAGGGAGCAGGUGUUUAUUGGUUGGUGCCAAUGGCGCUGGAAAGUCUACAUUAUUGACCAUACUUGCUGGGAAACGAAUGGUCCGUGAUAAAGUUAACGUGUUCGGGAAGAAUGCUUUCAGGGAUACACCAUCGGGUGUAACUUACCUGGGAACUGAAUGGGCAAAUAAUCCAGUAGUUCGAGGGGAUGUUCUAGUUUCCACCUUACUGUCGAAUAUGAAUGGCGAUAGAUACGUCGAAAGACGUGAUAAAUUGCUUGAAAUUAUGGAUAUUAAUCCUAAUUGGAGAAUGCAUCUGGUUUCGGAUGGUGAGAGACGCAGAGUACAAUUGGUGUUAGGGUUGAUUCAGCCAUGGGACCUGUUGUUGCUGGAUGAGGUUACAGUGGAUUUGGAUGUUUUGGUUCGUAGUGAUUUCCAUCUAUGUGAUUUCUCACAACUGUAUCGCAUACCUUUUAAAUCACCCAUUGAAGGACUCGGAGAUUGGCCAACCCACGUUGCUCAUAUAAAACGUGGAGCAAUCGUUGCAUUGCACGAUUUCUAUAAUGACUUUCCUGAACUUGACAAAAUGAUCACCAAAUCACUUGAGUUACGCACAACCAAUGAAAAAGAUACUCAAUCAUCAUCUCCUUCAACUGCCCAUCUACGCAGAGAUAUGGAUUCUCCACUGUUAAAGGUGGUUGAACAAUGGCUCAGACAAGAUUUUAUAGAGCUACGACAACUCAAGGAUGGAGAAAAAAAGAAAAAUCAGGCAGAGCAGGAUAAAGUCUUGUUAGGCGAGGAAUUACCCAGAACUAACUGGGAUGGAUUAUCGGAUAAUAUGAAAAUACACGGUGAUAAGUAUUAUAAUUACUGGAGAUGA
Messenger RNA from Ambispora gerdemannii, 981 nucleotides. Lineage: Eukaryota; Fungi; Glomeromycota; Glomeromycetes; Archaeosporales; Ambisporaceae. The record is from the annotation of a GenBank genome assembly.